AUGGGGAAGACAAGAGAUCUUUACCAGAAAAUUAGAGAACUUGAAAGAAAAUUCCAGGCAAAAAUUGGAAUGAUACAAGAUAGAAACGGGAAAGAUCUGAGUGAAGCAGAGGAUGUUAAGGAAAGAUGGGCAGAAGACCUGCAAGAAAGAACUAACUGGGAGCCAGAUAUUUUGGAGAGCGAAAUGGCUGAUAACAAAACUAGUGGACAUGAUGAAAUACCAGCAGAAUUGUUUAAUGUCACUGGAAAGGAUGCAGUGAAAGUGCUGCGCUCAAUAUGUCAAAAAAUAUGGAUCAUGCUGCAGUGGCCAGAAGACUCGAAAAGAUCAGUAUGCAUCCCCAUUCCAAAGAAGAGAAGUUCUAAAGGAUGCGCAGAUUACCAAACAAUCGCACUUAUCUCACAUGCUAGAAAAGUCAUGUUGAAAAUCUUACAAAAUAGACUUCGCCAAUAUCUAGAUCGAGAGCAACCAGAAGAACAAGCUAGAUUAGGAAAGGAAGAGGAACUAGAGAUCAAAUUUGCUAACAUUCGCUGGAUUAUGGAAAAAGCAAGAGAAUUCCAGUGUGAUGUGUACCUCUGCUUUAUUGAGUACGCCAAAGCCUUCGACUCCAUCGAUCACAAC
Messenger RNA from Schistocerca piceifrons (Central American locust), 618 nucleotides. RefSeq lists its product as uncharacterized. NCBI's taxonomy places the organism in Eukaryota, Metazoa, Arthropoda, Insecta, Orthoptera, Acrididae. The transcript has 2 exons. The annotation marks the transcript as partial. The record is from RefSeq and is a predicted model, not a curated record.